Mobula hypostoma (lesser devil ray) is the source of this 2959-nucleotide messenger RNA. Its product is annotated as hydroxycarboxylic acid receptor 2-like. Bases 20 to 1039 code for a protein of 339 amino acids. NCBI's taxonomy places the organism in Eukaryota, Metazoa, Chordata, Chondrichthyes, Myliobatiformes, Myliobatidae. The transcript has a single exon. Gene Ontology annotation, cellular component: plasma membrane. The record is from RefSeq and is a predicted model, not a curated record. Gene Ontology annotation, molecular function: G protein-coupled receptor activity. Gene Ontology annotation, biological process: G protein-coupled receptor signaling pathway.
UUACUGGAGUACUUUUACAAUGGAGAACGCGACCCGCCGCUGUGCUCCCGUUGACGAUUCCAGUUCGACGUACAAUUCGCCGGUAAUUAUUAUAACAUGCAUCCUGGGAUUCAUUGGAAAUGCGAUUGCUUUGUGGAUCUACUGCUUCCAUGUGAAGAGCUGGAAGCCAAACACGGUCUAUUCUCUGAACUUGGCAAUUGCGGACACUCUGCUAAUCAGCUGUCUUCCGUUCCGAGCCACCUACUACAUAUAUGACAAGGAUUGGAUUUUUGGUGAUGUCUUCUGUCGCCUGAACAUAUUCAUGAUUUCCUUAAACCGCGUCGGCAGCGUCAUUUUCCUUAUGAUCAUAGCGAUUGAUCGCUAUUUUAAGGUGGUCCGUCCGCUCCACAAAGCAAACAAGGCAACUCCAAGGUGUGCGGUGAAGGUAGCAAUCGUCCUUUGGAUUGUGGCAGUGGCGAUUUGUUCGCACUUGUUGAUAGAAAGACACGACUUCAUCCAAAGGAAUGUCACGUUCUGUGAGCCUUUCAACAUAAACUACCCCAUGAAUCCCACAGCAAUUUGGACUGAUGCGGUUUUUAUAAUAUUUAAGUUUGUGUUACCGGUUACGGUGAUUCUGUUCUCUACCUCCUGCAUCAUCUGGAAGUUAAGACAGAUGGACAGUGACUUAAGGGGUAAAUAUAAGCGAGCGAUUAAGCUUGUGAUCGCCGUGACGGCAGUUUUCAUAUUUUGUUUCCUGCCCACUAAUGUUGCUGUGGUCGCCGUUUUAAUCACAAGGCUUAGAAGUGAUGAAGAUUGCCAGUCAUAUAUCGUGGCAGUUAAUAUAUUUUAUAAUACAUUAUUCAUGACAUAUCUGAACAGUGUGGUCGAUCCAGUUAUCUACUACUUUUCAAGUUCUGCGUUUAAAGGUGCCUUGAGGAAAGCUCUGGGCCCCCUUAAUGUCAGCUUUUCCAAAUCAACAACCGAUCAGGAAAUGGAGCCCCGCGAAUCGAAGGCAGAGCUGUCUACGGAUCGACACCUGAGCUCGGCGGUUUUCCUCUGAUCGCCUGCAGUUCGAUUCUGCUGUGUAAUAUCGAUUCUUCUUCCCAGAUUAUGUAGCUCAAUGAUAUCCUGCGACUUUGUGCAAAACCACGCAAUCAUGCACGUUUUGUCAAGAAGUGGCUCGAUCCUAACCUGUUCCGAAACGAACUGUGAUUAAGUCUCGAUGUUGCGCGUAUCUGUUUAAAUCCUUUUAAAGUUCAACGUUCAAAGUAAAUUUAUUAGCAAAAUACCUGUAUGUCACCGUAUGCUGCUGAGAUUCAUUUUCUUGCAGGUGCUCACGGUAGAACAAAGAGAUUAAAUAGAAUCAAUGACAAGCUUCACACAAAGAUUGACCAACAACCAAUGUGCGACUGCAAAGAAAGUCGGCAUUGUAAUUAAACAACCAUUUAAUUGGUUAAACAAAUGGAUAGAUGGAUAAAUAAAUAGAUAGACUAAUUAAGAAGUAGGUAUGUAAAUGAGAACAGGAGUUGUAGAAUGCUUGAAAGUGAGUCUAUAGGUUGUGGAAACAGUUCAGAGCUGAGGUGGGUGAAGUUAUCCACGCUUGUCCAGGAGCCCAGUGCUUGAAGUGUCCUAACUGUUCCUGAACCUGGCGGUAUGGGACCUAAGGCUCCUGCACAUUCUUCCCAAUGACAGCUGCGAGAAGUGAGGAUGCCCUCUCUGGUGGGGGUCCUAGAUGAUGGAUGCUGCUUUAGUGUGGCAGUGCAUCUUGUAGAUGUGCUCGGUGGUGGAGAGUGACUGAUAAAGGGACCAUUUCAGCAGAAGUUAGAAAUGUCACUGAGACUACGGGGAGUAUGGGAGGGGGGGAGAACUUCUUCACUCAGAGGGUGUGAGAGUGCGGAACAAGCUUCCAGCACAAGUGAUGCAUGUGAGCUUGAUUUCAAUGUUCAAGAGAAGUUUGGUAGGUACAUGGAUGGUAGGGGUAUGGAUGGCUAUGAGUCCAGUUGCAGGUCAAUGGGAGUAUGCAUUUUAAAUGAUUCAGCACAGAAGGGCCUGCUUCUGAGCUGUAUUUUUCUAUGACUGUACAUGAUUAAAGUUGCUCCUUCUCAACCAUGCUGCUUUCAUUUAAGUCCAAUAUAUUUUUCAUACAGUUCUCGCCUAUUCUCUCGCCAAAUUGCUCUGUUCUUACUGAUAUUUGAUUAGUUCAAUGUAACGUUACUCAAUUAAGUGCAAAGCAGAGCAAUGCUGGUCCAGCCGAAUAUGCACUUGGCAAUCAGCAGCAGAGUGUUGGGGAUGUCAAGCAGUACUUAUUAACAGCAUGACUGUAUAGUGCCAUUGCCGUCCGGCAGUGUAGUGGCAUCAGCACUGGCCUUCAAGGCCAGUGGUCCCAGGUUCGAAUCCGGCUGGCUCCUGCACUUGCUUCCCCACUGACCCCAUCUCUGGCCCAGGACCCAGGGCAGAUCAGGAGCACAUGGAGGCCCUGUGUAAGUUGGGGAAGGAGUGCACUGCUACCCACUCGUCUGCCCUGAUUGUGGAAGAGUCUGCUGUUGGCAUCUUAGCCUCAUUAGCCACCUCUUCUCAGAGCCAGUCUUCUCAAUCCCAAGGGACUGCCUCCGUAAUAAGUCUCUCAAAAUGUUAAAGCGUGAACUAGUGAUAGUCACGUUUUAGCAGUACAGCUGGGGAACUGUAAAUGAGGAAAUACUGCUGUCCUUUUUCCUAUUGCGUACAGAAUUAUAUUUUGUUGAAGUAGACCUAGCAUUUUGACUAGGCUUAGACAUUGCAAUGAAUUAACUCAAAUCUGUUCUUCAGAUGCUUUCAUCACCGGGCACAUGAGAUGUGACACCCACCCCCAAUCCUCCCCCAUUCCAUCCUGUGCUUGACGAUCUUUGUGCUCUUUAUAACUUGUAAUGUUUUAUUGUAUUUCAAAAAAAUGGAACUUUAAUCAUGAUAUAAAUUACAUACAGUACAAAGGAAUAAACAGUGA